Molecule: messenger RNA, 2594 nt
Organism: Silurus meridionalis
Lineage: Eukaryota; Metazoa; Chordata; Actinopteri; Siluriformes; Siluridae
Exons: 7
Coding region: 159-548 (129 amino acids)
Source: RefSeq, a predicted model, not a curated record
GGAGCUCAGGACGUUCACAUGCGGUUCCGCGUCUAUGAAGCGUGCAGGAUUUGUCAGGUUGAUGAAGUGUGUAAAGCAGAGAGAAGGGAAGAGGGAGGGGGACUUCUUCAGUAAAUGUUAUGACGGUGGGAUGGUGAGAGGGGGGAGUGUGUGAGGAGAUGGGCUGCGCCUCGGCUAAGCAGGUAUCGGCCGUGCCGAGUGACGACGAGGGCCGAGGAAAAGCCUACAGCAACGGAGAUGUCUACUCCGAUGAGUACAAGAUAAAAGGGGUCGAGGAGGUAAAGUACAUGCGUGGAGAUGAGGACCGAGUGAAUGCACGCAACCAGGAGAACCUGGAGAAUAGUUCGACACAGAACAAAACCAGGCUUCACAAAGAGGUGCCAGGAGCCAACGCCAACAAGGCCAAUAUUCAUACGUCAGAGAGUCAGCAGGAGUUCUUCAGAAUGCUGGACGAGAAGAUUGAGAAGGGACGAGACUACUGUUGGGAUGAAGAGCGAACGAGAGAGAAUGAAAGAAAAACAGAGAGAACAUUCCCUUCUAUGGAGUAAAUUCAAAUAAGUGUUCAGAUUAGAGGUGUGUGUGUGUGUGUGUGUGUGUGUGUGUGUGUGUGUGUGUGUGUGCGUGCGUGCAUGUGAGUGAGUGAGAAUGAGAAAGAGAGAGAAAGUAAAAGCAAAGAAGUCUGGAAGUUCCCCUUAAGAACUAGAACUCCACCCUCUUGUCCCUUUUCCUCCCUCCGUCUCCGGUGGAAUAACGACUCGGACGUCUUGAUUGACAUCCAUUCAGACGACCUGUCGAGGGAGGAUUGAACCCUGCCCCCCCUCUCCUCCUGCCUCACCAUGUUUGGUUGGUCCUGGAUGCACAACUUCCUCUUCAAAUGUGAAAGACAAAGAGAAGAAAGGAUGAAAAAGGAAAACAGGAUGUUUUUCUGCCCUUGGGAUGAAAACACGGGAUGAAAGGAUGUAACGCAGAACUGUUUGCGUGUGCGUGCGCUCGAUCUGUAAAGAAAUACACAAAGGAUAUUUUACUAAGAGAGAUAUGAGGGAGUGGAAAGCUUCAAACUCCUGCCAUUUGAAGGACAUCUUUUUUUUUCAUUUGUGGAGUUUUGAUUUUAUCAUUGUAUUUUUGUUUGCUAUUAUUGUUGUUUUUUUCAUAUCGUAGCAUUUCCCCUUCAGACGAAAAAUGUAAUGGGGUCGCACUGGGCCGCACUUACCCCAUACACAACCUUCACACACACACACACACACACUGAAAUAUGGAAUGUGGCCAGAUCUGACAUCACACAUCCCGUUCUUCAGUUCUCAAACCUGAUUGGUCAAAAAGUGUUAAAUGAUUUUACUAAACAGUGACAGUAGCACGUUAUUGUUUCUAUAGUAACAGCUCAUUCAUGGGGACUCGUCCAACAGACAACUUACAUAAUCUAAGGCUAAUAAUAAACAACGUGUAAGACGUGUACUUGUUGAUAUGGUGAAGGUUCGUGAAGGGACGCUUUAACUUAACAUGGAUGGAUGGAUGGAAGGAGUCUCCAGGGUCAGAGCUUAAUCAGACCUUUUCAUAGUUUAUGUUUGGAGAAGAGUCGCAGAGUAAAUCUUUGGAGCUGCUAUAACGUAACCGAGAGAAGAAACGAACUAUACAAGACGUAAUUGGUUGCAAAACAUCAAUGACCUCAUAGAUAUGCUUCACAAGAUCCUCAGGGAUGGAAAAUAAGGUAAAACAGUGUUCAAACUGACACCUAUUAGACAUUAAGAGACGGAUAGAACGAGCUGAACACACAUUACAAUAUAAUACAAACAAUUUUUUUCACAUGGUUACAGCAGUUUAUUGAUAUUAAUGACUUACUGAGCAAAAUGUACCAGAUUUUAAUGAUGAUUUGAAUGAUAUUUUACUGAAAGACGUUUCUGUUUUGUAUAAUCCUCAUCACCUGAGGUAAAAAAAGUCUUCUUUUCAUUCGUUUCACACCCUGUUGAUAAAAUACUCUAUGUGAACAAAAGUUUGUGGACACCUGUCAAUAAGAUUGUGCUUUUUGCACAUCCCAUUCCACUAGAGUUUGAUGUGGGAGUUUUGAAAGUCUGGUGUCCAAAUACUUUUGUCAAUUAUUGUAUAAUAUAAGUGUGAAAGAUUGGAAAUAGAAAUAGGACUAUAAGCGAUUUAAAGAAAAGCCCCACCCCCUUUCCUCUUUCUCUGCCAAUCAGGUUCAACAAAAUAUCUUUCGGGGGUGGGGCUUGGAUUAUUGGGUGGGUUACUUUUUUUUUUCACCAAAAAUCACUCCAGGUGAAUUUCGGUGGUGUUUUCCAGACUGUUCUGUAGCAGACUUGUUGUUUACCAGGUUUGGUGAAUUUUCUGCCUCGUCAGCUGUUUUUAAUCAAACAGAUCUGGGAAAUGUGGAUCGUUGUUCUUUCCCUGAGUACAUGUAAACAACAUUUACAUACAAUGUGAAAUUUUGGCAGAAAAAACACACACACACACACACACGUGAGAGGUUUGUGAGGUGACAGUGCGAACUCCUGCUUCUGUUCUCUUUACUCAUGAAACUUCUCCUUUUUUGGGGGAUGAUGUUAUUUUCCAAUAAUUUUUUAUUAAAUCUGAAAAAAGAGCAA